Molecule: messenger RNA, 255 nt
Organism: Leptosia nina
Lineage: Eukaryota; Metazoa; Arthropoda; Insecta; Lepidoptera; Pieridae
Source: the annotation of a GenBank genome assembly
AUGAAUUGCCACAUGCUCUCGACAUCUGGGAUUACGUUCGUGUCGGCGCCGCCGGAGAUCAUCGGCGCGUUGACCCCCCACGACAAGCCCCCACUGGCGCACAUCGGGGAUAACAGUCCCGAUCUUACCUACGGCAUCAGGUUGCCCCAGGAGUCCGGGCGGCAGCUGAUUUCGCAGGAACACCGAACGGCAGGGCAAGCGGGCCAUGAAGAAAUCGCCUGGAUGCACACGGCCGCAUCUCAGAAAAAGCGCUAA